Spinacia oleracea (spinach) is the source of this 1246-nucleotide messenger RNA. RefSeq lists its product as uncharacterized. The record is from RefSeq and is a predicted model, not a curated record. NCBI's taxonomy places the organism in Eukaryota, Viridiplantae, Streptophyta, Magnoliopsida, Caryophyllales, Amaranthaceae. The coding region runs from base 1 to 729 and encodes 242 amino acids. The transcript is spliced from 5 exons.
AUGGAGGUUGAAGUGGUGUUCCACAAGCUCUUCUGGAUAGCUGCUAAUGCUUUUUGGGUUUCUCACCACCGUCUGCAAUUCACCAAAAACACAAACUCACCGUAUUGCUCCUCCCCGCCUUCUCCUUUCUCAUCCCGUUCUCUCACGUCGCCGUGGACACUUCCGGAACCGGCGGUCAUUAGUCUUGCUUUGCUAAUUGUGGGUUUCCAGGAGAAAAAGUUGUUGCGUCCGCCUACUCCAUCCGAGGUGUAUUACAAAGGCCAUGCUAAAGAGAAUGGUGAAUUCGUGGACGAGACGUCACGAAAAGUUUGGACUGAUUUUCAAAGCAAGAAAUCUACCAACUUGGAGGACGAGAAUCCUAAAACAGAGAACGAGUUGUUUUUGGAAGCCUUAGGUGGAUGGAAGAAUGGGAGAGUGUAUGGUCUUGGAAAUGCUACUGACAACUUUUAUGUGAAACCAAACAACGACCCAAGUUUAAAGAAAGUGCGGAAUGAGCUAGUGACUAAUUUGACAAGUAAUGUUGAACAACUCUCUUCGAAAAAUUUGGAACAAGCAAAGGAGAUUGAAGAAACAAAGGUAGUCCUAGUUGAAACAACAACGAAGCUCAGUGAAACAGAAAAAAAGCUUGAUGAAACAACAAAACAGCUUAAAGAAACAACAGAUGCUAUGAAGGCUAUGCAAGCUCAGAUUCUUUUCCUAACUGAAAAUGUCAUUUUGCGCCAAUCUUGAAUGCUGAUUAUCAGAAGAAAUUGCUUUGCUUUGUGUUAUUUUUCGCUUGUUGAUUGAAACACAUUUGGACAAUUAGUUUUGCGUAGAGUUUUUUUUUUUUUUCUAGUGAAAGCAGGUAAACAAUUCUUAUAUUUAGGGGAUUACAGGUUAUAUAUUGCAUAUCUAUGCAAUUUUGUUGGGAUGAAACUUGUUUUGUAGGGUUUGAAUUGAUUUUUAAUGAAAGUUUUUAUUAUUUAUUCGUUGUUGUAAAUAUUGCAUCAAUAAAUUUGAUUUGAAUUUAUUUCAGAAUUUGAAAAUAGAGCAGUAAAUAAAGCAAUAGAAAAAAUAUUUUGUUGCUAGGUUUGGCAACCAAAAAAUAUCCAGUGCAAAUUUUGUUGCUAGUUUAAUAGCUAAUGUUAGCAACCAAAUAUAUAAUUUGUUGCCAUUAUUUACAACAUAAAUAAAUAAUUUGUAGCUAAUGUUAGCAACCAAAUAAAUAAAUUUGUUGCCAUUGUUAGCAACCAAAAAAAAAUUAUUU